UCUUCACUAGCUACGUCAGUAGUAUCGACCCCCAGCGUCCAUACAUAGCCCCAACUCCCCCCGCCCCGCCCAGAGGGACCGUCUGUUGCCGCCAGAACCAAACCAACCAGCCCGGCGCCAUCAUGAGAGUGUUCCUCCUGGUCUGUGUGAUGUAUCUACAGUGGAGAUGUACACAAAGUGCUUUCCUCUGUUCCGCGUCCCAGUGCGUACCGGAAGCAACAUGUGAAGGGGGCGUCUGCGUUUGUCCUGUAAACCUUCCCGACGGCGAUGGAAGAUUCUAUUGCUAUCAAAAAGCUGAUCGGCUAGUUGGCAUCGAGUAUGGCGAUCCGCUGGUGCACACUUUGAUUCCAAGCGAGAAUUACCGUUUCCCCACCCCCUGCGGACACAUGAUACUGAAGGGGAACAUUCCCGGAGACUGCUACAUCUCCGCGUACGCCAACGGCCCCGACUUGGACACCAUCAGCAGCAUCUCGCGUACCUUCAUCAACGGGAUAGAGAUCAUCAUGAAGAAGCACAGCAAUGAAACACGCAUGAUCGUCAACACAGGAGUGGAGUUUCGGAAAAACGACCUCCCUGUGACGUACAGUGUGACGGAUGGGAUGGUGAACAUAGAUAUCACGGAGUGUUCCACGGUGAUCAAGUACUACUCCCCUAACCCAUACGUGGUCAUCGACAUUCCAAAGUCGGGCAAUCUCUACCAGGGCUCCAUGCUGCCGACAGAUGACCCUGAGAUGACCUUGAAACAACAGGCCGAGAGAUAUAACCUCACCGUGAAACAAGACACGCUAGUGAUGGCCCUCAAAAACAUCAAUUCGAUAUCCAGGGAGUGUCAGACGCUCCACGACCAGUUCAACUCCUACUGCCUCGACGUCGCGGAUGAGGACAUUGCCACCUUAAUCUGCGGCCAGUACGUGUUCACCGACGACGGAGAGCAGUGCCUGUCCCACCAUAAGAAUGCAAGACAACUCCUGAGCAGCAUGACGGAGUGCUUCCUUGACGUCUGUCUCUACAAGAAGACCCCCUGUGACGUCAUCAGUAAACACUUCUUCACAUGCGAGGAACCGCUGAGUGCGGAGUUGGCCAGCUUCAACUGUAACUGGUAGAAAGAACUCCAUUCAACACUUCCCCACACAUGUGUGUGUCCAAAUAAACAGCUUCGCUACGUUUAA
Haliotis rufescens (red abalone) is the source of this 1169-nucleotide messenger RNA. RefSeq lists its product as uncharacterized. The transcript is spliced from 5 exons. The record is from RefSeq and is a predicted model, not a curated record. Bases 123 to 1103 code for a protein of 326 amino acids. Lineage: Eukaryota; Metazoa; Mollusca; Gastropoda; Lepetellida; Haliotidae.